GGACAUGGAUUACUUCCACAAGCUGGAGAGAGCGAGGCGAAUGCAGCUGCCAACUGCACCCUAAACCUUCGAUUUGCCUUUAAACCCUGCAAAAGCCUCGCCGAUUUCACUCGCUUUGUCCCCCCCGACCUCUCGUUCGCAGGCUCUUUGAAGAGCCCCAAUCUCUUCUCUGAUGAAGAAGACCUUCACGCUCCUCCACACCGUCGCCGCCGCGGGAGUCUUCUCUGCCAUUUCCUUCUGGUACGGGUUCAUGUUUGGGAGGGAAUCGGCUCGCAAGGAGCUCGGCGAUCUGAUCGAUGGUCUUCGAAGGAACAGCGACGGCGGCGCAGAUUCCGCGUCUCACACGUGAAAGAAAGUUAGAGUUCUGGAUUUUCAGUUUAAUAUAUUGACAUGGUACGUGUCAUCUUUUUGAAAUGGAUGAAAAAGAAGUAGCAGCCAGCCCUACAACCCUUCAAAAAAGGCAACAAGAGAAGAAACGCUCACAAAUUUUUCCUCUGCUGAGUUUUUUGCGGGAGAGACAAACUGAAGAAGGAAAUUAUGGAACACAAAUCGGUCUUGCAUACAGAAGUUGCUAUUAUAGUUCAGAUUCUGUCAGCCAAAGAGCAAACAAAAUUUGAGAGAAAAAGACGGACUAUAGUAAACCCAGAUAUUGGGUCUACCCCUCUUCCUGUAUAUGGAAAUAAUCUUGAAAAAUUACAUUGACUGACCCAUACAUCUGUCGAACUUUCGUUUCUAAAUACUUGGCAUGCCAUGCCAGAAAAUUUGUUUUAUAUGCGCUAGAGUAGUAUAUUCUUCUCCCCAGUAUGCUGCAUAAUCAUACAUCAACGUGCCCA
This is a messenger RNA of Rhodamnia argentea, 833 nucleotides long. RefSeq lists its product as uncharacterized. The transcript has 3 exons. The record is from RefSeq and is a predicted model, not a curated record. NCBI's taxonomy places the organism in Eukaryota, Viridiplantae, Streptophyta, Magnoliopsida, Myrtales, Myrtaceae. Bases 173 to 349 code for a protein of 58 amino acids.